CUUCCAGCUUUUGUUGAGUGGGAGGUCCUAACCUGCUCUAUAAAGACUGUUUGCUCAGUGGAAGUGUGAGACGGACAACGAGAGGCUGUUGAAUCACUUCGCGGUGAAGAUGUUGAGGAUCACUCUGCAGUUGUUAGUGGGAGUGCUGGUGUCAGGCGUUGCUUUGUGCGACGUCAGAUGUCCAGAUGGGAACCGUUGCCCCGAUUUGACCACCUGCUGCUUGACCGCACGUGGAUACCAAUGCUGUCCAUACCCAAAGGCCGUGUGCUGCUCUGACCUGGCCCACUGCUGCCCCGCAGGGUUUCGUUGCAACCUGGCCACCCAGCAGUGUCAGAAAGCCGACCAGCCGUGGUUGAGCAUACCCAUGGCGGAGAAGGAGGCCGCCGAGGAGCCCAGCAGCCCCGUUCUACCUGUGAUUCCUCUUCAGGAGUCCGAAAACGUCCCCGAGCAAGUGAAGAGCACGAUUGUCCACUGUGACAACUACUACCACUGUCCCGACGGCACCACUUGCUGCAGGCACCCCAAAGGCGCCUGGUUCUGUUGCCCCUACUCUCCUGGGAGAUGUUGUGCGGACGGCUACCACUGCUGUCCAUACGGGUACGACUGUGACCUCACUUACACGCACUGCAUAAGAACCACCCUGAGGUAUCCUUUCCCCUCCAAACAAGCUCUGUCUUCAGUCCCUGCCUCCCUCACUUCAACUCCAGAGGACAACAGCAGCUUGGACGAGGAACCGAUAACGGCUCUAACCGAGGCCCUCAGCAACAGCGCCCCUGAGGCUGGAGUCAUUCGCUGCGAUAACAGGUUUUACUGCCAGCAAGGGCAAACCUGCUGCAAGGGACCCACAGGCAGAUGGGGCUGCUGUCCCCACCCACUGGGCCAGUGCUGUCGAGAUGGCAGGCACUGCUGUCAGUACGGAUACACCUGCGAUCCCUCCUCCAUGACAUGCAGAAAAUGGUACUCUGAGGUUCCCGCUGGAGCACAAGAAGACGCCGAAACACUCUGAGGACACAUUGUGUGAAGUACGCUGUGACCAUUUAUCUCCGUUACGGUUGAGAUGAAGUAUAACGAUGCUUUAUAGCUACAUAUCGAAUCAGAUCUGUCACACUAAUAGACAGCUAAUGAUUACAUAAUGUGCUUGCAACAGCGUAAGAUUGUUACUAAUAUCUACUGUCUAUUUGCUUUUAAAAUCAUAACAAAGGUACUGUAUGUUUGACUCUCAACAGAGAGUCACCACUCAUCUUUACUGACAAGAUUUCCUGCAACAGUAUUUUCAGAAUGCUGAGGGAUUUUUUUUUUUUAUAGAAUUAGACAAAUCAUGGAGAGCUUUUUGCCAGCCUCAAAUGGCUUCAUGAUCUUUUGUACUGAGAAGGAAAAACAUGGACAUGGACAAAAUAAAAAAUAUGAAAGUGUCAGUUGAUUGUGUUUUGUUGCUUGCUGUGUGACUGGGUAAUAGACCCAGGAUGAGAUUUGAGUGUGUGUGUUACUUGAACAUUAACAGAAAAUUAAUAAGAAAAUGACUCCACCUCCUUUGUGCAGAAUAAACAUAAAGGGAACCACGUGGGUCUUAAGUUGUGAAUGAAUUGAUGCAUGUAUGAUAUCUGUGCAGAAACAUGGACUUUAUUGAGGCCAAAUACAAUCCAGUAAAA
Stegastes partitus (bicolor damselfish) is the source of this 1649-nucleotide messenger RNA. It is a transcript of the gene grna.1, whose product is annotated as granulin a, tandem duplicate 1. The transcript is spliced from 6 exons. Gene Ontology annotation, cellular component: extracellular region. Bases 110 to 1006 code for a protein of 298 amino acids. Lineage: Eukaryota; Metazoa; Chordata; Actinopteri; Pomacentridae. The record is from RefSeq and is a predicted model, not a curated record.